GUACUUUUUGUUGAUCCUGUCCAAGAAGAUACAGUUGAUUAUUUGAAAGUGGCAGAGUUAUUCCACCAUUAUAAUGUACCACUUAGAAUUGGAAUUGUUUUCAUUUUAAAUACGAAAGAAGAAAUUGAUGGAAAUGAAGACGCUGGAAUAGCUCUUUGGAGAAGUUUUAAUUACAUUGCAGAGGAAUAUGACACCUUUCAGGCCUUUACCUCAAUAAUUAAGAUGUACCAUGAAGUGAGAGAUGGAAAUGUUCUAACAGUAGAUGAUGUGAAAGAUGUCCUUAGAAGUGAAUACCCCAGUGCUGAUGUUCAGAGUAUACUAGGUGUUCAUUCUGAACAUGAUGAAGGGAGGAAGGCAGGAGCAACCUUUUAUAAAAAGAGUGGCCUGGGCCCAUUGCCUCAAGUGCUGUUUAAUGGCGUGCCCUUUAAUAGAGACGAGAUGGAUGUUGAAGAGUUAGAGACAGUUAUUCUUCAGAGGAUUAUUGAUGCCACCAAGUUCUUCCAGCGGGCAGUGUUCAUGGGUUUGCUAAACGAUCACAUGAAUGCAAUAGAUUUUCUUAUGGAUCAGAACAACGUAGUUUCCCGUAUAAACCCCACUAUUCUUGGAGCAGAAAGAAGAUACAUACAUUUCAGACCCACAUCCGUUCCAUUUGAUGCGGAAGACUUCUCUACUUUCUCCUUUUUGGACUCACAAGAUAAAAGUGCUGUAAUUUCAGACAACUUGAAGUAUUUAACAAAAAAGGAUGAAGACGCAAUAUAUGCUGUUACUAUCUGGAUUAUUGCUGAUUUUGAUAAGCCAUCUGGUAGACAACUGCUUUCUAAUGCCUUGAAAAGCCUGAAAACAAGCAGACAUACACGAGUUGGGAUUUUGAACAAUCCUUCAUCAAAAAUAAAGGAAUCUAACACAGCCAUUGCAAGAGGAAUUUUGAGUGCUUUUUUAACACAAAAUAACAGCAACUUAAAAAGUUUCCUGAGUAAACUCAGUAAGGAAGAGACAGCAAAAUCCCUUGCUGCUGGAACUAAAAUUACUAAAUUCCUCAUCCCAGGAAUGGAUGGCAAUACUUUUGAGAAGAAGUACAACACUUUAGGACUGGAUUUAAUUAAAACCCACCAGAUGUUCUGCCAGGAGGUUCUUAAACUGCUUCCUGGGCAAAUGGCUGUUAUGAGCAAUGGCAGGGUAUUGGGUCCUUUAGAUGAAAAUGAAUUCUCUGCAGAAGACUUUGAUUUGUUAGAAAAGGUAACAUACAGUACCUCAGCGGAGAAGAUUAAAGCUCUUGUCAAAGAGAUGGGAAACAGUAGUAAAAGUGGCAGUGAUUUGGUUAUGAAAAUAGAUGCCCUUCUGUCAUCUUUGCCUAAAACAGAGACGAGACAGGAUGCUGAAUUACUUAAAGAGCAGCACAGUGUAGUAAAAGUCAACCCCCAACAGAAUGAACCAUUCUAUGAUGUUGUUGCUAUUGUGGAUCCAUUGACAAGAGAAGCACAGAAGAUGUCUCAUUUACUGAUUGUACUCAAGGACGUUAUCAAUAUGAAACUGAGGUUAUUUUUGAAUUGCAAAUCUAAGCUGUCAGAACUGCCACUGAAGAGCUUCUAUCGGUUUGUUCUGGAACCAGAAUUAACUUAUGGGAUUAACAAACACCUUCCUUCUGAACCUGUUGCAAAAUUCCUAGAAUUGCCAGAAUCACCUCUUUUGACUCUAAACAUGAUCACUCCAGAAAGCUGGUUGGUUGAAGCAGUAAACAGUUCCUGUGAUCUCGAUAACAUUCAUUUACAGGAGGUAAAAGGGCCGGUUAUAGCAGAAUAUGAACUGGAAUAUAUAUUACUUGAAGGGCAUUGCUUUGAUGUGACAACUGGACAACCUCCUCGAGGGUUACAGUUUACUCUGGGCACAAAGAAAAAUCCCGUCAUGGUUGAUACUAUUGUGAUGGCCAACCUCGGUUAUUUUCAGCUGAAAGCAAAUCCAGGUGCUUGGACGCUGAGGUUGCGUAAAGGAAGAUCUGAAGAGAUUUAUCAGGUGUUUUCCCAUGAAGGAACAGAUUCUGUAGCUGACCUGACAGAUGUUACUGUGGUAUUAAACAACUUCAGAAGCAAAAUUAUCAAAGUUCAAGUACAGAAAAAGCCUGAUAAAAUAAAUGAAGAUCUCCUUACAGAUGGAACAACAGGAAAAUAUGGAAAUCUGGAAUCACUUACAAGAUUUUCAGAAGGAAUUCCAACAGAAGAAAGUGAAAAGAAAAGUGACAUUCUUAACAUUUUCUCUGUUGCAUCAGGGCAUUUAUAUGAACGUUUUUUAAGAAUUAUGAUGCUUUCUGUCCUACGUCAUACAAAAACACCAGUUAAAUUUUGGUUUCUGAAAAACUACCUCUCCCCUACAUUUAAGGAUGUUAUUCCUCACAUGGCUAAAAAGUAUGGUUUCAACUACGAGUUAGUACAGUACAAGUGGCCCCGCUGGCUUUAUCAACAGACAGAAAAACAGAGAAUUAUCUGGGGCUACAAAAUUCUUUUCUUGGAUGUCCUUUUCCCUUUGGCUGUGGAUAAAAUAAUAUUUGUCGAUGCUGACCAGAUUGUGAGAAGUGACCUGAAAGAACUCAGAGAUUUAGAUCUAAAUGGAGCUCCCUAUGGAUACACACCUUUCUGUGACAGCCGUAAGGAAAUGGAUGGGUACCGUUUCUGGAAAUCGGGAUACUGGGCAUCACAUCUUGGGAAAAGGAAAUACCAUAUCAGUGCCUUAUAUGUUGUGGAUCUGAAGACGUUCAGAAAGAUUGCAGCUGGAGACAGGCUUCGGGGCCAGUACCAGGCUCUUAGUCAAGAUCCAAACAGUCUGUCAAAUCUAGAUCAGGAUCUUCCCAACAAUAUGAUUCAUCAAGUAGCCAUUAAGUCUCUCCCUCAGGAGUGGCUUUGGUGUGAAACCUGGUGUGAUGAUGAGUCCAAGAAAAAGGCUAAAACAAUAGACUUGUGCAACAAUCCCCAAACCAAAGAACCAAAAUUAGAGGCUGCUGCCCGGAUAGUUCCUGAAUGGGUUGAGUACGACUCUGAGAUACGGAAGUUAAUACAGCAAAUUGAAAAAGAGAAGAAAAAUCCAUCAUUAUUUCAAAAAGUUCUUAAGCACGAUGAACUUUAGCACAGCCCACGAACAACAAUGGUGACAACUCAAUAGUCUCUGGAAAAGCCUGAAUGGGAGUUACAAAUGUUACAUUGGCACUAUUUGCAACAUUCUUUAAUGUUAAGUCAAAUAUUUUAUAACUUAUAGUGUUACUUAAAAUAUUUUAAAUGCAAUACCAAACCGAGAAAUCCACAGGUACUUGGGGUUUUUUUACUAGUGUGGAGGUUGGUUUUCUUUUUCUUCUUUAAACUACAUUUUGCCCAGGGGAUUUUAGAAUACGAAGAAAGAGGUGUUCAACUUCUCAAAGAUACACUGUCAGUCUGUGGGAGGACACACACAUUAAAUAUGUACAUGAAAAGUAUUUUGUGCACAUUGGAUGCAUCCAGUUUAUGUGUUCAAAUAUCAAGAAUUUUGGUUAUAUAGCUGUAGUUUUGUCCCUGGAGAAAUGGUCACAAGAAAGAGUCCCAGUGUAGCAAAGAUAAGGCAUAAAAAAUAACUUCAGUAAUUCAGACCACACAAAGAUAAGUCAACUUGGAAGCUAAAAACGAGGAAUCACACUUUUCAUUUAUUAUGCAGAAUUGCUGCACUCUUACAAAUUUUAAAAACUAAUUUUUGAUUCUUAGGCUCCUUUUGGUCACUUAAAUAGUGUGUCAUAAGAUUCCAUUACGAGUCUGGUUAAGGUGGUUUUCCAGCCAGCACACGUUGCAUCAGAGGGUCAGUACCUGAAAGCUGUUUCUGCUUGGUUUUGGUUAUCAUCAUCCUGUUUAAGACUGAAAAUAAAAUAAUAAAAUAUGUGAGUAUUUUUGA
Messenger RNA from Empidonax traillii (willow flycatcher), 3903 nucleotides. RefSeq names its product UDP-glucose glycoprotein glucosyltransferase 2 (gene UGGT2). Gene Ontology annotation, cellular component: endoplasmic reticulum. Lineage: Eukaryota; Metazoa; Chordata; Aves; Passeriformes; Tyrannidae. The annotation marks the transcript as partial. Gene Ontology annotation, molecular function: UDP-glucose:glycoprotein glucosyltransferase activity. The record is from RefSeq and is a predicted model, not a curated record. The transcript has 26 exons.